AUGGAAAUUGAAAAACAACAAAAAAUACAGUGCGAGAUGAAAACUGAUCUUAACUUACUACUUGAAUGUCUGAAGUAUCAAAUGAACCAUCCUACUUCUCAAAAGGAAGCCUUGCUUACCAUUUAUUCAGCUUGCCAGCAAAACAGUCAUGCAAGUGAUUAUUUUCGAGAAAUAGGUGGUUUCCUUUUUGUACAAGGCCUAGCAAAAUCAAGUGUCCACAGCAUGGUAAAGGAAGCUGCAUUAUUUACAUUAGGAGGCUUAGCUGAGACAAAUGUAUUUUCCCAACAGAUGUUAUGUACUUCAGGACUAUUUGAAGACCUUCAUAAGAUUUUGACUAACAAGGAUACAAGUGUAAAUUUGAAGAGAAUGUCUGUUUAUGUCUUAUUAGUGCUGGUUUCAAACAACAAGAGUGGACAAACACAUGUGAGGGAAUCUGGCUGCCUAGAUGUUCUGUUGCGAUUAUUUAGAACAAUUAUUUCAGUGUCCCAGGGAAAUCUUUUGGAUCAAAAUAUUAGUCAGUAUCAGCUGUGGUCUUCAGUGUGCAGUGCUCUCUGUGCUUGUGUCAAUAACCCUCAAAAUGAGGACAACCAGAGAACCUGCAGUUUGGUUUUUUCACAUGCAAAAGACUUGCUACAAAGCUCUAUAAAGCCUGAGAUAGUGCGUCCAAUAUGCUCAUUCAUUGGGCUCACAGUUGCAAACAACUCAAAAAUACAGUGUGUUUUUGUUUCUAUUGGUGGAUUGGCUGUGUUGGAUGAGCUUCUGGCCAAGCUGACACAUAAUUCUCUUGUGAACUCUGCAAACACAAAACUUGCUGUAGUGGUGACCAAAACUUUGGAUGCCUGUAUUGCUGAUAACUCUACAAUUGGAGUCAGCUUGCCAAAGUACAGUAUCAUGCCAAAUCUUCUGACUCUGCUUUCUAACAACUUUCUGGAUCCAGGAGAACAAUUCAGUAUUAUACUUACCCUUGGACAUUGUACAGAAAGCUGUGAAGAAAACCAGUAUACUCUGGUGAAGAACAAUGGCCUUGCAGUUAUGAUUCAAGCACUAACUGAAUCACAGGAUGAAGAACUACAUAAGGCUGCAACUUUUGUGCUACAAAAUUGCAAACAGGCCAUGGAGAAAUUGUCAUGGCAGUUGAGUGAGCAUCCAGCAAAAGUGGAUGAUAACAUGGGACAAUUGGAGGUAGAUAGGCAGAACAAAGAAAGAAAUCUUGAAGACCACUGGAAGAGAGCAAAAGAAAUUUUACAUAGAAUUGAAAGGCUUGAAAAGGAGGAAAAAAGGGAAAAGCAAAUAAAUGAUGGCAGUAUUCCUCAAGAAAUCAUCCCACAGACGGCAUCAAAUCACCUUAAAGCAAGUACAAACAAGGAACAAUUUAAUAAAAGCAUGACAUCUACAAAAGUGGAACAACUACUGAAUUCUGCGUCUGCUCAGCUAAUGGCUGCAAAAUUUGUAAAUCCUCCUUCUUCUAAGAAUGAAUUACUAAAGCUUGCCAAAAGAAGUUGGACCGAUGCUCCAAUUAGUCAAAAUGAAUGUCAUAACCACCAUCAUUCCCCAAAUAAAGUUGGCACAGAGAAUAUAAACAAAGUCCAUGUGAGAAGUAGAAACGCUAUUUGUGAAUCCUGUAAAUCUGCUGUUCAGGCAAGAGAAUUCUUGUUUGAGCAACCAGAUGUUGUAAUUCCACGCAAACCUCAACAAGAACAAAAUACAGGUUGUCGAACGACAGGACUUUCCUUAAAUAGCAGAAAUUUUAGUAAGAUUUUGCAGACUUGUCAAUAUCUAUGUGAGAAACACAGACUUAUUCUACAGACUGAAAUGAAAUAUAAAAGGAUGCUUAAAAGAUCUAUUAUUUUCCACAGAAAUACAUCUCUGAACUAUAAUGAAAAUCCUCAAACCAAACAGGAUGCAUGCUGCAAAAAACAAACCGUCAGCGCAAAAUAUAGCUUUAAAGGCCAGGAUCAGAAUGAAAAAGAUACUUACUUAUUAGAAGAUGAGAACACUGAAGUUCCUCUAUCAGGUGUAUUGGCAAGAGCUUUUAAAAAAGUCAAACGGAGAACCAGGAAAGAUUUUACAUCAGAAGAAAUAAUGUACCUUCUCAAUGGCGUAAAGAAAAUGGGACAUCACUGGAAUGCCAUUUUGUGGGCAUACCCAUUUCAAAAUGGAAGGACCAAUGUUGAUCUGGCGAAGAAAUACUUCAAAUUGCAGAAGAAUGACAACCAAAAAAUAUGCAACAUCAAAAGAAUGCUGUCAGACAAAUAG
Anolis sagrei ordinatus is the source of this 2256-nucleotide messenger RNA. Lineage: Eukaryota; Metazoa; Chordata; Lepidosauria; Squamata; Anolidae. The record is from RefSeq and is a predicted model, not a curated record.